UGUCACAUCUCAACAAGACCUAACCAUGGACUUAGCCUCACGGUUACGAUUCCUCGUAUACUGCUCUGUAGCAUCUUCUGUCAGCGGCAUGUUCAUUAACGAUUGGGACAAGUCCUUUGACUUCAAGUGUCCGGCUGGUCAAGCGGUCAGUUACAUCGCAAGCGAGCACAACAACUUUUACGAAGACCGGAGAUGGGAGUUUGCUUGUCGGGACGUCGGGGCGACUGAGCAGUGUGUGGACAGUGGCUACGUGAACGAGUUCGACCUCCCCGUCGCCUUCACGUGUCCCGGCACCUCCGUCCUGACCGGCGUGUCCAGCUACAACGACAACCACUACGAGGACCGCCGCUUCCGGUUCCAGUGCUGUAGCGUCCCCCGCGGGGCGCCGGGCGACUGCCACGUCACGGCCGAGCUGAACAAGUUCGACGAGAAGCUGACCCUCCAGGUGCCGGAGGGUCAGGUGAUCCGGUCGGUGUUGAGUAACCAUGACAACCACUACGAGGACAGGGUCUGGAAGUUUGAGCUGUGCAAGCUGAAGAAGACUGGGUGCAGGAAAUGAACUUACAACAUCACAUUUUAACUUUGG
Messenger RNA from Physella acuta, 586 nucleotides. Its product is annotated as dermatopontin-like. Gene Ontology annotation, biological process: collagen fibril organization. Gene Ontology annotation, cellular component: extracellular matrix. The record is from RefSeq and is a predicted model, not a curated record. Lineage: Eukaryota; Metazoa; Mollusca; Gastropoda; Physidae.